Molecule: messenger RNA, 1443 nt
Organism: Dendrobium catenatum
Lineage: Eukaryota; Viridiplantae; Streptophyta; Magnoliopsida; Asparagales; Orchidaceae
Product: ADP-ribosylation factor-related protein 1
Exons: 9
Coding region: 512-1180 (222 amino acids)
Biological process (GO): intracellular protein transport; protein localization to organelle; Golgi to plasma membrane protein transport
Cellular component (GO): Golgi apparatus
Molecular function (GO): GTP binding; GTPase activity
Source: RefSeq, a predicted model, not a curated record
CUGUUGGAUCGGAAGUUACAACAUUUUGAUCGAAAGCAACGGCGGGAGCUCGCUCGCUGUGAAGGAUUUAGUAAAUCCGGGAUUUAUGCCAAAAAGAGAGAAAAGGUGGAUUUAUUCUGCCGUGAUCUAAACCUAAAAAUUUGACGGAAGUCGUUCCUUCCUCGUCUCUCUUCGUUUCUUCUGCUGGCUCAAGCAAUUUUGGGGUGAUCUAACCCUAGGGUCUUCCGAGCUUCCUUUGGUGCCUCUACACGCCUUUUGCUCAGGUUCUUCUCAACUUUUGAGGGCCUCUGACCUUCAACACUUGGUAUCGUUGGUCCGCUCUCAAUGGAGCUGCCGCUCCCUGCUUCGGAUCAUUUUCAUGGGAUUCAGAAUACUGUUGAUUGAGCUUCUUGCUCAGAGCUGAAGGCUUCGCAGUCGUUUAACAGCUAGGAAGGCAUAGCUGAAACUGUUGAAGCAGCGGAUGAACCUUUAUUAAAUACACAGUGGACACGAGAAACCAGGAGUUAUAGUGAUGUUCUCCUUGUUUUAUGGACUAUGGAAGUACAUGUUCAGCAAGAUAGAAUUUCAUGUUCUUAUACUCGGUGUUCAUAAGGCUGGAAAAACAUCUUUGCUAGAAAAACUGAAGUCUAUAUACUUAAAUUCGGAAGGGCUUCCACCUGAUCGGAUUGUCCCCACAGUUGGGCUUAAUAUUGGUCGUGUUGAAGCUUCAAAUGCCAAACUUGUAUUUUGGGACUUAGGAGGUCAGGACUUGGAACUUUGCAACAGCAGUGUUAUGAAUAAAAAAAAUGAUAAAAAGAUUGGUUUGCGUACAAUAUGGGAGAAAUAUUAUGAGGAGGCACAUGCUGUAGUCUUUGUAAUAGAUGCUUCUUGCCCUUCGUCAUUUGAGGAUUCUAAGUCUGCUUUAGAAAAAGUUCUUAGAAACGAUGACUUGCGAGGGGCACCACUCUUGAUACUUGCAAAUAAGCAGGAUCUUCCUGAAGCUGUGUCAUCUGAAGAGCUAGCUAGAUACCUUGAUCUCAAGGAGUUGGGUGAAAGGCUCUACCUGUUUGAAGCUGUUUCAGCCUAUGAUGGGAUGGGCAUUAAAUAUGCUAUUGAAUGGUUGGUGGAUGCGAUGGAAAGAAGCAAGCGCACCGAGACUUUAAGACUACGAGCCCGAGCUGGUGAAGCUGGUAACAUUUAAUGGUAAAUCUUGCUAUUCAAAUACGUUAUUCAUUCAAGAAAAUAGGCAUUGUUUUCGGAUGAAGCAAAUCUUCUAUUCCUUGCCAUAUUCACCUGUGUUCUUUGUCAAUUCCUUGCCAUCUUUAUUAAGCUACCCCAGUUAGCUUUAAGUGUGUAUUAUGUUGUCUGAUUAAUCCAAGUUGGUAACAUGUCUAUUUCAUAGAAUUACAUUGCAACCAUUGAUCAUUAUGAGUGCCAAUCAUCUUCGAUUGUUGAUUGUUCUUA